Messenger RNA from Peronospora belbahrii, 288 nucleotides. The record is from the annotation of a GenBank genome assembly. Lineage: Eukaryota; Oomycota; Peronosporomycetes; Peronosporales; Peronosporaceae.
AUGGAGACGUCCACGUACUCGGGCGAUGGACCGGAUCGUCUCCCCUUUAAUCUCUCGGUUUGUAAGAUUGAUAUUGCGUUAGUGCUAAGGUUGAUUGACGCUCCGACGGCCAAGAUUGAAUCUCUGCUAUCACAGCUUGUCGGCAAAGCCAAAGAAUGGGCCUUUGGGACACUCGUCGUCGACGAGUUGUCGUUCCUCACGAUGAACAAGAUCCAGCGCAACUUACGACUGGCGUUCAAACCUCCUCAAGAUGAGUCGCGCUUGCGUGCAGACUUCUUCAAACUUUGA